This is a messenger RNA of Dromiciops gliroides (monito del monte), 1711 nucleotides long. Its product is annotated as NADH-cytochrome b5 reductase 1. The record is from RefSeq and is a predicted model, not a curated record. Gene Ontology annotation, cellular component: mitochondrion. Gene Ontology annotation, molecular function: FAD binding; oxidoreductase activity. The coding region runs from base 132 to 1049 and encodes 305 amino acids. The transcript is spliced from 9 exons. NCBI's taxonomy places the organism in Eukaryota, Metazoa, Chordata, Mammalia, Microbiotheria, Microbiotheriidae.
CCUCCCUUCUCCCCUCCUUUCCUUUUAUUUUUCUUCCCAUCCCCGUCUUGUCCUAUCCCGCCCCGCCCCACCCCGCGGCGCAUUGUGGGAUCGGGCCUGGGAGCCUUUGGAAGCGGACUCCGCACUUGACCAUGGGGAUCCAGCCGAGCACUGCCCUACUGGCCACCCUGGGAGUGGGACUUCUGUCUCUGCUAGGAGUGGCCCUGGGCUCCUACCUGGUUCGUAGGUCUCGAAGAGCACCUGUCACUCUCCGGGACCCCAAUGAGAAGUACUUGCUGAGGCUGCUGGAUAAGACGACUGUCAGCCACAACACCAAGAAAUUCCGUUUUGCCCUGCCUUCAGCCCAUCACAUCCUGGGACUCCCUAUAGGGAAGCAUGUCUACCUCUCUGCCCGAAUUGAUGGCAACUUGGUUGUCCGGCCAUACACACCUGUCACCAGUGAUGAGAACAAGGGCUACGUGGACCUUGUCAUCAAGGUCUACCUGAAAGGAGUACACCCCAAGUUCCCCGAAGGUGGGAAGAUGUCUCAGUACCUAGACAGCCUAAAGAUUGGAGAUGUGGUGGAAUUUCGGGGGCCAAGUGGGAUGCUCACUUAUAACGGGAAAGGGAAAUUUGACAUUCACCCCGGCAAGAAAUCUCCAGCAGAACUCCGAGUGGCGAAGAAGUUGGGAAUGAUUGCCGGAGGGACGGGGAUCACCCCAAUGCUGCAGCUCAUCCGGGCCAUCCUAAAGGACCCUGAAGAUCCAACCCAGUGCUUUCUGCUGUUUGCCAACCAGACUGAGAAGGACAUAAUUCUACGAGAAGAUCUGGAGGAACUGCAGGCCCGAUAUCCUGAACGUUUUAAACUCUGGUUCACCUUGGAUCAACCUCCAGCUGACUGGGCCUAUGGCAGGGGCUUUGUGACAGCUGACAUGAUUCGGGAACACCUGCCUGCCCCAGGGGAUGAUGUGCUGCUGCUGCUGUGUGGGCCACCUCCCAUGGUACAGCUGGCCUGCCACCCCAACUUAGACAAGCUGGGGUAUCCACAGAAGAUGCGUUUUACCUACUGAGGCCCUUACCCUCCUCUAGCUUUGCUCAGCCUAACAACCCUCAUCCAAUCCCUAUCAAGUGCUCACACUGGGAGCCCCCUGCUACUGACCUACUAUCUAUCACUGCCCUAUCUUUUUCAACCUUGGCCAAACCUUAGACCUGGGUGCUUUUCCUGGGAUCAGUGUCCCUCUGGCUCUGGGAGGAGGCACUCGGCUGGGGUCUGGGCAGACAUAGACACUGCCCCCCUCCCACUUCCUGAGCUGGAAGCCUCAAUCUAUAAGGUCAGGAAGGAGGUGCCUAGGGAUCUGACUUUGGGAGAGAGGGCUCAGGGAUUUACACCCUCAUCUUCACUGAGGGGCACAGUUUGACUAUUGAAGAUGCUUAGUUGUUGCUUCUGAAAAAUGAGGGUAGAUUUCUUGUGUGUGCAGUAGAAGGGGAGCAUUAACAUGGAGAAAGCAGCACUGCUGGGGAGAUGCUGGGGCCGGGGGAAUGGAGUCUCUCCAGACUCCUGGUACUCCUAGUAAAGAGUCUAGGAUACACAUGCCUAUCUCCUAUGCCAGCACUCCUCUUUCCUUCUCCUCAUGUCCGCUGGAAGGUAUUGCCUGCCUAGGGUCUUCUUAGACAUCAUCUUUGUGUCAGGAGCCUCUGGAUGUGGAAAUAAACGGGCCAAGGCCCCCAUGUG